AUGCUGCUUCGUAGUAAAUCACAGAAGGAAUUGAUAAGUCUAUCACGUCAACUUAUUCAACCAUUACUCCCCAAUUUCCACAAAGGUCAAGCAGGAAGAAUUUGUAUCAUUGGUGGAAACGAGGACUACACCGGAGCUCCCUUUUUCUCAAGCCACUCAGCUGCAUUAGUUGGUGCCGAUUUAUCCCACGUUGUCUGCGAGAAGCAAGCAGCGCCGAUAAUAAAAACAUAUUCGCCUGAUCUAAUGGUUCAUCCAUACUUGCUAGAUUUGGAGAACCCAGCAUUGAAAUUGAAGGAUGCAGAGUUGGAUGAUUUGAAGAAAUUGUCAAUUGAGGAAGUGUUGAACCAAACCAAUGUUCUCACGAAGAUUAUUGAUGAUGUCAUUUUGCCAAAGAUUCAACCGUUGUUAACUAGAAUGGAUAUAAUUGUGGUGGGCCCCGGCUUUGGUCGUGACCCACUAAUGUUGAAAUCGUUGGUGAGAAUAAUUGAAGAAAUUAAGGUUUUAAACAAACCAAUUGUGCUAGAUGCCGACUCGUUAUACCUUUUGUCAAUUGAACCAAAGUUAAUCACAAAUUACUCAAAGGCUAUCAUUACACCCAACAUUGUUGAGUUUCAACGAAUUGCUAAAAAAUUAGACAUUGAGAUAGACAUUUCAAAAGACUACUCAGAAGCAGUGUUGAUUGAACAAACUCAGAAACUCUCAUCAAAGUUGGGAAAUGUAUUGGUAUAUCGAAAAGGUGAAGUUGAUAUCAUUGCCAAUUCAAAAAAUGUUGUCCUUAACAAGUCAGCCGGAUCUAGCAAGCGUGUUGGGGGUCAGGGUGACACACUAACCGGUGCCAUUGCAACAUUAGUCAACUGGUCAAACCAUUACUUGGACAGUUAUUGGGACAAUAAAGUUGACUUGGAUACGGCUGAUGCUCACAUCCUUGCAUGCUAUUCUGCUGGUUCUUUAGUUAGAGUAGCAGGACAAAAGGCGUUUAAAAAGUAUGGAAGGUCAAUGCAAACUUCCAACGUCCAUGAGUUUUUACAUGAUGCAUUCCUUGAGUUAUUCGAUGAUAGUUUGUUUAGGUUUAGUAGUAAUAUCUAG
This is a messenger RNA of Lodderomyces margitis, 1086 nucleotides long. Its product is annotated as NADHX dehydratase. Gene Ontology annotation, molecular function: ATP-dependent NAD(P)H-hydrate dehydratase activity. The record is from RefSeq and is a predicted model, not a curated record. Bases 1 to 1086 code for a protein of 361 amino acids. Gene Ontology annotation, biological process: metabolite repair. The transcript has a single exon. NCBI's taxonomy places the organism in Eukaryota, Fungi, Ascomycota, Pichiomycetes, Serinales, Debaryomycetaceae.